AUGUCCGGAUUCCAGAACCCUACAGGUAAAACCCGUCUCGCAGUCGAUGGACUGGGCACGGUUGAAGGUCUAGAGUUCGCGCAAGGUGUCUGUCAGUUUUCGGGUAUUCCCUAUGGCACGUUGAGCAAACGAUGGACUCGCUCAGGCCUCCAGACUACUUGGCCUUCAGGCUUUCAUGAUGGCACCAAACUUGGACCGAAUGCUCCCAAUCCCACCGAGUACAACAGCUUCCCCGGGAUUUUGCCCGACUUACCUCAUCACCCGACCCCCAUCGAAGAUGAACUCAACUGUCUCGUGCUCAACAUCGUCAGCCCUCCCAACACUGCCGGCCAGAAGCUUCCCGUUCUCGCUUUCAUUCACGGCGGAUCCUUCCUGUCUGGCGGCGCCAAUAUGUCUGCUUACGAUUGCGUCAACCUGUGUUCAUUCUCGGUCUCCCGCGGCACACCUGCUGUAUUCGUGAAUUUGAAUUAUCGUGUCGGACUUGGCGGCUUCUUAGCCUCCAGGGCCAUCAAAGCUGAUCUCGAACGCGAUGGCUACGAGGGUUGCGGGAAUUUUGGACUGUAUGAUCAACAGAUCGCACUUCAUUGGAUUAAUCGUUACAUCAGUUCAUUUGGAGGUGACCCCGAACAAGUCAUGAUCUUUGGGGAGUCGGCCGGUGGAAUAAGUGUUUGCAAUCAAAUUGUCGCAAAGGACCCUCCUCCCUUCCAGCGUGCAAUCGCGAUGUCGGGCCAUCUUAACACGAUUUUUGCCUGGAGCCUAGAACAGCAUGAGAAGCAUUAUCGAGCGUUACUGACCCAUCUAAAGAUCGAUCCCGAUGCAUCUGACUCUUUGGAACAGCUGCGAACUCGCUCCCAGGAUGAGGUAGCAGGCGCGACCCUGACAGUGGCCGGUACGGUCAUUGCUACCGGUAAUCCUUGUCUGGACGGGAACUUUUAUGCGGAUACACCCGGAUUUGAUAACGUAACAACUCCUCCGAGCUGGCUCAAGGGCUAUAUGGUCGGGGAUGUAAUGCAUGAGGCAAUGAUUUUUGAUCAGAGUUUUAAAGAAGAGACCUUCGACUCUCUUCGAGCUCGGCUCACUAUUCACCUAGGCGAGGAAGACGCCGACUUCGUCCUCAAUCUUUAUGGAAUUCACAAGGACCUGUCGGAUGACGAGCGAUUUGUCAGAUUAGAAGAACUUGUUAGUGACAUCUACUUCAAGGCACAUAAUUGGGUCGCAGCUCGUCGCUCCAAUCUCCCCCAAACAUUUGCCUACCAUUUCGAUCAGAGGUCUGCCUUCGAGGAUGACCCUUUCAAGGGACUGGCUUACCACGCAAUCGAUCUCCACUACAUAUUUUUGAAUUCCAUGGAAAGGCAUACACCAGAAGGAAAGGAGCUUGCCUAUGCCAUGGCUGGUCAUUUUAUUGAUUUUGCCUACGGCAAGGAUCCCUGGACCAAAUAUGCUGAUGGGUAUAGCUGGAUGCGUUAUGGUCCAGACAACAAGUGCACCGUUGUCACCGAGAGCGAGGACGAACCAGUCCGCCACUUUUCUCGGAUGCAAAAGAUCAUUGACAAGGGCAUUUUCCAAAGGGCUCUGGAGGCUGUGGAUGACAUUUCAACUAAGAGAUACCGGAUGGGAACAGGCUAUAAGGUGCCUGAUUUGUCACUUUUCAUGGAGAAUCCCUGCUAG
Talaromyces marneffei is the source of this 1668-nucleotide messenger RNA. RefSeq lists its product as uncharacterized. The transcript has 2 exons. NCBI's taxonomy places the organism in Eukaryota, Fungi, Ascomycota, Eurotiomycetes, Eurotiales, Trichocomaceae. The coding region runs from base 1 to 1668 and encodes 555 amino acids. The record is from RefSeq and is a predicted model, not a curated record.